Hymenoscyphus albidus is the source of this 2295-nucleotide messenger RNA. The record is from the annotation of a GenBank genome assembly. NCBI's taxonomy places the organism in Eukaryota, Fungi, Ascomycota, Leotiomycetes, Helotiales, Helotiaceae.
CCCAAAACCACCAAGACCAGCCAAUCCAUCCCUAAACCACACGAAGCAGUCGACACUAAGCACGUCACAUCAUCCACUUUUUGAGCCUCAAUCUCGUGGCGGCGAUCAGUGUAAAGCAUUAAAUUGCAAUCGGCCACAAUGUGUUGACGGAGAUCAUGGCGGAAUUCGACCUUUCUGCCACUUUCAUCCCUUCCCUUCACAAACCAUCCUCGCUGCUUCCCAUUGCUAGGCAUAGACAAAGUCUUCUAUACCUCAUUGAGACAUACCCGGUAACCAUUGUCGUCGGACAAACGGGUUCCGGAAAAACAACCCAGAUUCCCCAAUAUCUUGAACAGGCAGGAUGGUGUGCCGAGGGGAAAAUUAUCGCCGUCACUCAGGUUCACUUUGCCCCUCCUUGAUAUCUGAUAAUCUCGCUAACCUCUAUCAUAGCCUCGGCGAGUAGCGGCAACCACUGUUGCAAUUCGAGUUGCAGAAGAGAUGGAUUGUAAGAUUGGAGAAGAAGUUGGUUAUUCAAUUCGUUUUGAAGAUGUCACUUCCUCCAAAACCCGCAUUAAAUUUCUCACCGAUGGCCUGUUACUUAGAGAAGCUCUGGUGGAUCCUCUAUUGUCACGAUAUUCAGUGAUUAUGGUUGAUGAAGCUCAUGAACGCUCUCUAAGCACAGAUGUUCUUCUCGGAGUCUUGAAAAAGAUCUUAAAGAAGAGGAGAAAUGACCUUAGGAUUAUCAUCAGUAGUGCAACUUUACAGGCUGAAGAGUUCCUUAAUUUUUUCGCUGGUGAUGCAGAGAUGCAAUCAAACUUAAAGCAAGAACCACAAAGUGCGGUCACUCUGGAUGACUUGAUUGCUCAAGGAGGUCAAAAGCCAAACCCUACCAGCAAUGAGAUCGGGCAAAUAAUUAGCUUGGAAGGAAGGACAUAUCCAGUCGAUAUUCUGUACCUUGAAAAUCCAGCAGAAGAUUAUGUGGAAAAGGCAGUGCAAACUGUUUUUGACAUCCACACCAAGGAACCAGAUGGUGAUAUCUUGGUGUUUCUCACUGGAAGAGAAGAGAUUGAUAAUGCUGUCCAAAGGAUCUCUGAACGAGCUGCAAGUUUACAUCCUCGGGCACAGGCAUUGAUGGCACUCCCUCUUUACGCAGGUCUUUCGACAGAGCAACAAAUGUAUGUUUUUGAAGAAGCACCAGAGAAUACAAGAAAAGUCAUAUUUUCCACCAAUAUUGCAGAGGCGUCAAUUACCAUAGACGGAAUCGUGUAUGUCGUUGACACGGGUUUCGUGAAACUUCGAGCUUUCAAUCCUCUUACCGGCAUCGAGACUCUGACCGCAACGCCCGUCUCAAAAGCUUCUGCGACUCAAAGAGCGGGUAGAGCAGGUCGCACACGACCAGGAAAAUGCUUCCGCCUCUACACAGAGCCCAAUUACCAACAACUAUCAGAAUCUACAAUCCCAGAAAUCCAACGUUCCAAUCUGGCACCCGUGAUUCUUCAGCUCAAAGCCCUAGGAAUCGACAAUAUAGUCCGCUUUCCUUUCCUGACCUCCCCCCCAUCCGAGUUGAUCAUUCGAGCACUCGAAGUCCUCUACUCCCUCGGCGCCCUCGACACCUACACCAAACUCACCCAACCCCUCGGAACCCGCAUGGCCGAACUAGCAGUCGAACCCAUGAUGGCCAAAACGCUCCUCUCAUCACAGACCUUCGGCUGCGUCAGCGAAAUCCUAACCAUAGCAGCCAUGACCUCUCUCGGGGGCACAAUCUGGGUCCCCCACGACGGGGAGAAGAAGAAAAUGGAAACAGCACGACGAAAAUUCGCCGUCGAGGAGGGAGACCACAUCACCCUCCUAAACAUCUACCAAGCAUUCAUCACCAAAGGCAAAAAAGAAGCACGCUUCUGCCACGACCACUACCUCAACUUCAAAGCCCUCACACGCGCCGUCUCCAUCCGCGCCCAACUAAAACGCUACCUCGAACGCUUCGGAAUUCCCAUCCCCGAAUCUCUCUCUUCCAACCCCAACCUGCAGCCUCUAUCCGUCGGCGGACCCGACAAAGGGGAGCAAAUCCGACGGUGUCUCACGACGGGGUAUUUUGCGCAUGCGGCGAGGAUGCAGCCCGAUGGGACGUUUCGGAAUGUGGCCGGGGGGACGGUGUUGUAUGCCCACCCCAGCUCGUUGAUGUUUAAUCGCAAGGCGGAGUGGGUGGUUUUUCAUGAGGUUAUGGAGAUGGGGGGGAAGUCGUAUGUUAGGGAUGUUAGUCGGAUUGAGAAGGGGUGGUUGGUGGAGUAUGCGCCGGAGUUUUAUAGGUUUGCGUAG